UAGGGGUACGGCCAUCCGAGGGCUUUAUUCGGCAGAUAUACCGACAUGACCAGGUGGCUGGACCAAAUCCCAAUCGCAUGAGAAGGGUUAGGCAACAGAAACAUGGCACGGAGGGCGGUUAUUUAAAUACGUGCCCGUUCUCCAGGGCUGGCUGACUGACCGAGUCGCCCAAAAUCCAUUCUCUACUCAGAAAGAGGAUACCUCCCAGCCCCCAAACGCUGACGGUCUAUACUCACUCGAUCGACCCGAACCCCCCCACCGAGAUGAAGCCUCUUACCACCCUCGUUCUCCUCUUUUCCUUCUUCGGGCUGUUGGCAGCUGCCCCAACAGAUCUCGCCCAUUUCAUCGACGCAGCCACCCACUUGCCCCUCGUCGACAUUCCAGACCACUUCCCCGCCAUGUGCUCCGGCACGGGCUCCGGCUACUGCAACCUGGGGAUUGCGAGCUACAUCCCGUCGUCCGGGACCAAGUUCCGCCAGGCGUUUGUCUACGAUCGAUACUGCCGCGGACUGGGGGCGCGACCCUUCGACAGCGACACGGGCAAAUGGUCCGUCUACUCGCUGCUUCCGUACACGGUGGAGUUGUCGAUCACCGGCGGGGGCAGGAUCCCGGACGGGUCAUUCAUAUAUGCGGGGCGGAAGACGGAUCUGGGCAAGAAGAUGUACUGCCGAGCGUGCUCAGGGCUCGGGGAUUGGGAGUGCUGUCAAGUGGCAUUCGACUGUCAUUAAGGGGAGGUCUUGGGGUCUGGAGGGUUAGCGUGGGUCAAGCUUGAAAGAGAGUUAUGAAUUUUGUCCUCAGCACAGAGUCAGUGCCUGAGCCGAGUCGAUGGGGUGAGAGUUGCUGACUGGAGCGAUGUCGUUUGCUUCUGCGUGUGUUUGAUGACCUAUAUCCCCUGUCUGCUAGCAAUAAGAUUCGUUGUGAUUGGAAGUGUUAGACAUCUAGUAGAGGUAGUCAUAGUCAGCACUUGAUAGCUUAGCUGAAAGAAGAUGUAGUGAUUGUCACGCUAAGGGAAUACCGGACAUCGAAUCUCAAGGCCGA
Messenger RNA from Aspergillus japonicus CBS 114.51, 1038 nucleotides. RefSeq lists its product as uncharacterized. Bases 264 to 728 code for a protein of 154 amino acids. Lineage: Eukaryota; Fungi; Ascomycota; Eurotiomycetes; Eurotiales; Aspergillaceae. The transcript has a single exon. The record is from RefSeq and is a predicted model, not a curated record.